CAUAGUCUCCGAUGUAAUAGGAACUUCAAUUAACUACCUAACCUAGGUAUAUAGUAUUUAGGAUUUAUUUAUCAUUGUUACAAUCAUUUACUAUUAUCGUCAACUUUGGAUCUUAACACACAACUUGAAGAAACAUAUUUCAAUAAUCCCCCUCCCCAUGACUAAUUUCUAACAUCAACAGAGCUAUAGCCGCUCACGUUGCCUCAAUGUCAGGCUUGCUUAAUACAAGCUUGCUAUUGGCGAGCUUGUGCUUUACUACUCUUGUGCUGGGAUCGGGAAAUCGACCAUACGGCCAAGAACAGAUUCCUUUAAAUGACUUCGACUACCAAGAAGCCUGUCCAGAUUAUACCCAGUACUCGACAUAUCCGCAUCGUCCCCUGAGCGACGGCCCUCAUGCUCUACCUUUUCAGAGACCUGAUCCGCGAUGUCGUACCUUUCACUCGGAUGCUAUAGAGCAAGUCAUCAAAGAUGUGACGUCUCGGAUGAAAGAUCCUGAUCUGGCCCGUCUCUUUGAAAAUGCAUUUCCUUCUACUACGGACACCACCGUCAAGUUUCAUACUACCGGAUCCACGAAUAAAAAGAAGCCGAGAAGAACCCUAUACGACGAGGGACAGUGGGAGGGACUGCAUUCAUUCAUCAUCACGGGAGACAUCAUUGCCGAAUGGCUUAGAGAUUCUACUAACCAACUCUCACCCUACCAGCCUUUAGCGAAGAAGGACCCUGCCAUACACGACUUGAUUCUAGGCGCCAUCAAUACUCAAUCCGAAUAUGUUAUUGAAUCCCCGUAUUGCAACGCCUUCCAACCGCCUCCUAUUAGUGGACUACCCAUAUCUCAAAAUGGUCAGGACGACGUCGUUCAUCCCGUCUACGAGCCGUCAUUUGUUUUCGAGUGCAAAUACGAAUUAGAUUCCCUCGCGCACUUCCUCGCCUUAGCGAAUGACUUCAACGACCACACAGGAUCCACAGAAUUUGUGACGCCUCGUUGGUACUUGGCACUGGAAACACUAUUGAAUGUGCUGGAGCAGCAGUCCAUGUCGACUUUCGAUCCAGAAACAGGACGUUAUCGCCGAAAUGAAUACACCUUCAAUCGCAACACAAAUACGGGCACAGAGACGCUCAGUCUAAAAGGGGUAGGGAAUCCUCUAAACAACGGUACUGGUCUUGUGCGCUCCGCCUUUAGACCGAGUGAUGAUGCUACUAUCCUAGGAUUCUUCAUUCCGGCUAAUGCAAUGAUAGCCGUGGAAUUGAAGAGAACUGCUGCAAUCCUGCAAUCCGUUGGCAAGAGCGUAUUAGCUCAGACUGUUGAGGGCUGGAGCCAAACCAUUACCGACGGUGUUUGGGAACACGGAGUGGUGCGCCAUCGAGUCUUCGGUGACGUUUUUGCAUACGAAGUGGACGGAUAUGGAUCAUCUAUUCUAAUGGAUGACGCCAAUUAUCCCUCUCUUCUAGCCUUACCACUCAUGGGCUUCCUAAAGUCAGACGACAAGACAUACCAGAACACGCGACGUAUGCUACUGGCGAAAUCAUCAAAUCCAUACUACCUCGUAGGGAGAGAGUUCCAAGGCAUCGGAGGUCCUCAUGUGGGACUCUCAAAUGCCUGGCCCAUGAGUCUCCUCGUCCAGGCCCAGACAUCGGACGACGACGAGGAGAUAAUGGAAUGCCUCAAACUGGUGCUCAAGUCAAGUUCACUUGGCUUGGUUCACGAAAGCGUCGAUGUCAACCUGAUUCAUUCCUAUACAAGAAGCUGGUUUGCCUGGGCGAACGGUGUUUUCGCGGAAACGAUUCUCGAUAUAGCCAAGAGAAAACCGCACUUGAUUUUUAAGGAGCCCGCAACGCCUUACGAAAUAUAAUUUGCUAGCCCGGUACGGGAUAAAAAAACGCUGUGGUGGCAAUAUAGCACUUGCGAUGACGAAGAUGACGACGAUAAUGAUGAUAGAAGAUUACACCGACUCUGUUUAUAAUGGUGUCUCUUUUUUAUGCAUAUCUAACAUUGAAAUGCAGCAUAUAUGUACCUAGUAGUAUAGCCCAUCCGCGUAUAUACCAUAUAAAGAAGUGUGUUUCAUUCACUCGACGCUCAAGUAUAUUAUCGGUAAACAAGAGGGAGCAAUACCCCCAAGUACUACAAUGAUCACGAAAUGUAUAUCGCACGGGAGAGUCAAGAGAG
Molecule: messenger RNA, 2164 nt
Organism: Hypoxylon fragiforme
Lineage: Eukaryota; Fungi; Ascomycota; Sordariomycetes; Xylariales; Hypoxylaceae
Product: glycoside hydrolase family 125 protein
Exons: 5
Coding region: 207-1850 (547 amino acids)
Biological process (GO): carbohydrate metabolic process
Source: RefSeq, a predicted model, not a curated record